Molecule: messenger RNA, 3386 nt
Organism: Pyrus x bretschneideri (Chinese white pear)
Lineage: Eukaryota; Viridiplantae; Streptophyta; Magnoliopsida; Rosales; Rosaceae
Product: disease resistance protein RPV1-like
Exons: 4
Coding region: 16-3165 (1049 amino acids)
Biological process (GO): signal transduction; defense response
Molecular function (GO): protein binding; ADP binding
Source: RefSeq, a predicted model, not a curated record
UGCUGCUACACUUUCAUGGCUUCUUCUUCUUCUUCUUUGUGUUCUGAUGCUACCAUCUCCCCUCAAGAAAAACAUGAUGUGUUUCUGAGUUUCAGAGGCGAGGACACCCGCAAUAACUUUACUAGCCAUCUUUAUGCCGCUUUGUGCGGGAAAAAAAUCGAAGCUUACAAAGAUUACCAGCUCGAGAGAGGAGGAAAAAUUGCACCUGCCCUUGUUGAGGCAAUUGAAAAAUCAAAGCUUUCGGUAAUCAUUUUCUCAAAAAACUAUGCUUCUUCCACUUGGUGUCUCGAUGAACUUGCUCAUAUCUUGCGAUGCAAGGAAAGUAAGGGGCAGGUUGUUAUACCCAUUUUUUACGACAUCGAUCCAACAGAUGUGCGAAAGCAGCAGGGGACUUAUGCAGAUGCAUUUGCUCAACUCGAACAACGUUUCAAGGACAGUUUGGACAAGGUGCACAAGUGGAGGGAUGCUUUGAGAGAAGCAGCCAGAAUAUCUGGGUUUGAUAAUUCAAACAAAGCCGGAUAUGCCAGGCCAGAGUCUGAUUUAGUUCAGAAAGUUGUCAAAGAUAUUUUGACCAAAUUGAAUCGCGAAGCAUCAAGUGAUUUAACGGGCUUCGUUGGAAUUGAAAGCCGCAUCGAGGAAAUUGAAUCAUUAUUAUGCAUUGAUUCACUCGACGUUUGCAGUGUAGGUAUUUGGGGCAUGGGUGGUAUUGGCAAGACCGCCCUUGCUGAUGCCAUAUUUCAUCGACUCUCAUCUAAAUUCGAAGUUGCUUGUUUUGUUGCAAAUGUCAGGAUGAAAUCAGAGGAAAAAGAUGGACUAAUUCACUUGCGAAAUACACUUCUUCGUAAGAUAUCAGACGAUAAGAAUCUAGAUAUCGAGACUCCAUCUAUUGGAUCAACUUUUCUACGAGAAAGGCUCAGCCGCACAAAGGUCCUCAUUGUUCUUGAUGAUGUGAGCGACUCAAUCCAAAUAGAAGUUCUAGCUGGAUAUCAUGCUCGAUAUGGUCCCGGAAGUAGAAUCAUUAUAACAACUAGAGAUAGGAGCCUGCUUAAGAAAAUUGUUGAAGAUGAUAAGAUAUACAGAGUUAACGCGUUUAAACGCGAGGAAGCUCUUCACCUCUUUCAUUUGAAUACUUUCAAAAAUAACACUCCUAGAACAGAUUAUACAGAGUUGGUAGAAAAGGUGGUAGAUUAUGCCGGAGGCAAUCCGUUGGCUCUUAAAAUUUUGGGUUCGUCAUUCGUUUGCUGUGAGAGCAAAGAAGCUUGUCUGGAUGAAUUGAUCACAUAUAAAAAAUUCCUAAGCAAAAACAUUCAGAAAGUGUUGAAACUAAGUUACGAUGGAUUAGGAGAAAACGAGAAGGAGAUAUUUCUUGAUAUAGCAUGUUUUGGUAAAUUGGAAACUAUGUACAUUGUAAAAAGGAUGUCUGAGGCUAGUGGUUCCCGUGCAAUGGGAAUUAGAGUUCUCAGCAAUAAGUCUCUCAUAUCGAUUUCAGACAGCAUGCUCAUAGAGAUGCAUGUUCUGCAACAAGAGAUGGGGAGGGAAAUUGUCUGCGAACAAUGCAUUGAAGAGCCCGGGAAAAGGAGUAGGUUGUUCACUGCGGAAGAUGUCUAUCAUGUACUGAAAAAUAAUACGAAUCGUGCACACUUCGAAAAGAUGUAUAACCUAAGAUUGCUCAUUGUUGAUAAUUCUAGCUUUGACAAUGACUGGGAAAAUUUAAGCGUUUCUCUUCCCAAUUCUCUUAGUUAUCUUUGUUGGGUGAAAUAUCCUUUGAAAUCUUUGCCAUCAAAAUUUUCUCCAGAAAAUCUCGUCGAGUUUCAAAUGUCCUACAGCAAUUUGGAGUCUUGGAGUGAAGCCAAGAAGCUUGGAAACUUAAAGGUGAUGGAUCUUAGUUACUCCAUACAUCUGACUGAAGUUCCAGAUCUCUCUCAAAGUAUGAAAAUCGAGCAUAUAAAUCUUAUGGGAUGUACAAGUUUGGUUGAAAUUCCUUCGUAUUUUCAGUAUCUGGACAAGCUUACUGAUCUUAACCUGGGACACUGUUCGAAUCUCAAAUAUCUUCCGGAGAUGCCAGGAAAUAUCGAAUUCUUAGAUUUAAGGAGAACCAUGAUAGAGGAAUUGCCUUCGUCAGUUUGGUCUAACGAAAAAAUUUCUUCGUUGCAUAUUCAAUGGUGUGAAAACCUUAAGAAUCUUCCAAGGGGCAGUUGUGAGUUGAAGUUACAGGAUUUGCGUUUAUGGGGCUGCUCGUCUCUCGGCAAGUUUUGGGAGCUUCCUCGGAAUAUGACAGAGUUAGAGUUGACAGAGACAGCAAUAGAAGAACUGCCCUCAUCUAUUGAGCAUCUCUCUUGUCUCCAGAAAAUUGAUCUGGAAAGUUGCAAAAGGCUCAUUCAUCUCCCAACGAGCAUUUGUAAGUUGAAUUCUCUUGAGAGACUUAACCUCACCAGUUGCUCAAAAUUUGAAUACUUCCCAGAAAUAUUGGAGCCUAUGGAGCACCUUAACUUUCUCUGUUUAUCAAAAACCAUGAUUAAAGAGCUACCCUUGUCGAUUAAAAAUCUAAUUGGGCUUCAGACAUUACAGCUCUACCAGUGCAGAAACCUUAAGUCUGUCCCGAAUAGCAUCUACAACUUAAACUCACUUCAAACUCUCACGUUUGGUGGUUGUUUGAAGCUUAAAAUGUUGCCUCCCUUCUCGGUAGGUUUGCGCUCUUUGGAAGAACUGAACCUCAGUUACUGCGGUAUAUUAGAAAUCCCUGAUCACCUCGUUUGCUUAACCUCGUUACGAGAUUUGGACCUAAGUGGAACCAUGAUCCGGAGCAUACCUGCAAGCAUCAAACAAGCUUCUCAGCUGUCUGUCCUACGCUUAACCAACUGCAAGAGGCUGCAAUCUUUACCAGAGCUCCCAGGGGUACUAAUUCAUGAAAGGCAAGGCAGCUCGCCUCAGAAUGCAGCACCGACAUUAAGGUCUUCGCUCACACAAUUGUGCUACGAUGAAUAUGAAUUUUUCCAACGCCAUCACGAGCAACUUGGUUUCUGUAAUUGCCGAGGAGUUUGUGAUGCGUUUGUUGCAAGUGGAAGCAAGAUUGUUGGCUCUUAUAUAAGGCACAAGUGGAACAAGUUCCUCAUACAUGCAAAAGGGAAAGCAAGAAGCUGCUUUAUUCACCUGUUUACAAGGUAGAAGUACUAUUUCAUCUGGAUUCAUUUGUUUGUUGAGAAAAGCACGGUGUGGAAUACAAAAGCACAAACUUGAUCUUACAAAAAGCUGCUUCUUUUAAGCUUUGAUUCUCUGUUUAGUCUAUGAAAUCUUUGUAAUUCUGUUUCUGUUUUAUAUCUGUUGUUUUUAAAUUUGUAUCAAUGGCUUGUCUUGGUUCUCUACGUAGUUUUGUAGUUAUAGUCAAG